GGCUUUAGGACCCGGAAGCAGCGAGCGUGCUGUCGUAAUGAACGGAGCGACGUACAACACGUACAUAAAGACAUUAGAUGAUGGCGCAGACAGGCUUUGGGCGAAGAUACUUCAAAGCUUUUGUUAGUGGCUUCUUUGUAGCUGUCCCCGUGACAGUGACUGUUUUAGAUCGUCUUGCCUAUGUGGCACGCGUGGAAGGUGCCUCGAUGCAGCCGUCCUUAAACCCAGAUGGAGAGUCGUCACCUGAUGUUGUGCUGCUCAACCGCUGGAGCGUGAGGAACUACCAAGUACACCGAGGGGACAUUGUGUCAGUUCUGAGCCCGAAGGACCCUCAGCAGAAGAUCAUCAAACGGGUCAUUGGGAUCGAGGGGGACUUCAUCAAAACGCUGGGGUACAAAAACCGUUAUGUAAGAGUUCCAGAUGGACAUCUGUGGAUCGAGGGCGACCAUCACGGACACAGUUUCGACAGCAACACAUUUGGACCGGUUUCUCUGGGUCUUGUUCAUGGUCGGGCGUCUCACAUCAUCUGGCCGCCCAGUCGGUGGCAGCGGAUCGAGCCGUCUGUCCCUCUAGAACGAAGACCGCUGUUAAACUGGGAUGGAGCAACAGAGGACGGUGAUGACUGAAAUGAAAGACAGUUGUACAACCAUUUUAACUCUCAUGUACAGUACAUGUAAAUCAUGUGUUAUGGACUUUAGAAAUGUUCUUGUUGAAUCCUUGUUGGUCAAAUCAGAGCCCAAGAAACACUUUCUGUUCUUAGCCACAGUUAAAGCCAUUAUUAUCAGUUGUACAUAUUCUUGACCCCUUUGUCAGGUUGAUGUCAAUGCAUUGGUCAUGACUCUGUCAUACUCUUUUUAGUUUUUAUUAAUAAAUCACAUAGUCAUACAGU
Messenger RNA from Carassius auratus (goldfish), 889 nucleotides. RefSeq names its product inner mitochondrial membrane peptidase subunit 2 (gene immp2l). The record is from RefSeq and is a predicted model, not a curated record. Gene Ontology annotation, molecular function: serine-type endopeptidase activity. The coding region runs from base 78 to 626 and encodes 182 amino acids. Lineage: Eukaryota; Metazoa; Chordata; Actinopteri; Cypriniformes; Cyprinidae. The transcript is spliced from 6 exons. Gene Ontology annotation, cellular component: membrane; mitochondrial inner membrane peptidase complex.